AUGUUGUUCACAUGUAUUGACAUCCCUGCUUAUUCAUAUCUCGUUCAGAAGGACGGACGUGGAAGGGAAGGGCAAGAGGAAGAGCCUCCUUCUGAUGAGGAUGACCCUACAUCUAUCCACCCUUCCACACACCACAACCAACUGCCCCCCUCCCACCACAACCAACUGCCCCCCUCCCACCACAACCAACUGCCCCCCUCCCACCACAACCAACUGCCCCCCUCCCACCACAACCAUCUGACCCCCCUCCCACCACAACCAACUGCCCCCCUGCCACCACAACCAACUGCCCCCCUCCCACCACAACCAACUGCCCCCCUCCCACCACAACCAACUGCCCCCCUCCCACCACAACCAAAUGACCCCCUCCAACCACAACCAACUGCCCCCCUCCCACCACAACCAACUGCCCCCCUCCCACCACAACCAACUGCCCCCCUCCCACCACAACCAACUGCCCCCCUCCCACCACAACCAUCUGACCCCCCUCCCACCACAACCAACUGCCCCCCUGCCACCACAACCAACUGCCCCCCUCCCACCACAACCAACUGCCCCCCUCCCACCACAACCAACUGCCCCCCUCCCACCACAACCAACUGCCCCCCUCCCACCACAACCAACUGCCCCCCUCCCACCACAACCAACUGCCCCCCUGCCACCACAACCAACUGCCCCCUCCCACCACAACCAACUGCCCCCCUCCCACCACAACCAACUGACCCCUUCCCACCACAACCAACUGCCCCCCUCCCACCACAACCAACUGACCCCUUCCCACCACAACCAACUGACCCCCUCCCACCACAACCAACUGCCCCCUUCCCACCACAACCAACUGCCCCCUUCCCACCACAACCAACUGCCCCCUUCCCACCACAACCAACUGCCCCCCUUCCACCACAACCAACUGACCCCCGCCCCCGGCACCACAACCAACUGCCCCCUCCCACCACAACCAACUGA
This is a messenger RNA of Haliotis rufescens (red abalone), 966 nucleotides long. Its product is annotated as proteoglycan 4-like. NCBI's taxonomy places the organism in Eukaryota, Metazoa, Mollusca, Gastropoda, Lepetellida, Haliotidae. The transcript has 2 exons. The record is from RefSeq and is a predicted model, not a curated record. The coding region runs from base 1 to 966 and encodes 321 amino acids.